Molecule: messenger RNA, 732 nt
Organism: Closterium sp. Naga37s-1
Lineage: Eukaryota; Viridiplantae; Streptophyta; Zygnematophyceae; Desmidiales; Closteriaceae
Source: the annotation of a GenBank genome assembly
AUGACGGGCCGACAGGCCAUUGAGGAGUCUCUGGCCAUUGUCUCGGAUGACGAAGCGACCCAAUCGAAGAACAUUCUGCCAUCGGUAACGCAGCAGCUCACUCAGUCUGGCAAUGUGCUGGGGCCAUGCCUCAAGGACCCGCGCAUGGAGGCACAGGAUGAUCUCGUUCUCAAGGUGCUGCAGCUGGCGCUGCGAUGCACUGCCAAGCGCUCUGCCACUCGGCCCAGCAUGGGGGCGAUAGCAGCAGAGCUGGAGGGGGUUUUGGCGGAACUGAUUGGGUCAAAGAGGAAUGCAGCGGUCGAGGAGCGGCCCCGUCGCGCCCCGCCGCGCCCUACCGGUUCCCCCGCGCCUGGUGGGCCCGCGUUGCUGCUGCCCGCGCCUGCCGCGCCCGCGCUCGGCGCGCCUGCCGCCGUUGCGCCUGCCGCGCCCGCAUCGCCGCCGUCCGCACCUGCCACCUCCGCGCCCCGCGCCUGCCACGGCCGCGCCGCGCCUGCCGCGCGCCAGCUUCGCGCCUAUCCCGCGCCGCCGCCGCGCCUGCUUCCGUGCCUUUUGUCGCGCCUGCCGCCGCUCUCUCGACGCCGCCGCGGCCGCCCUUCUGCGGCCGUGUCCCUACGCCACGUGCUGUACCGCCCAAUGUAUCCUCCUCCACCUGUGGCUGUCCCCUCCUAUCCGCUGCAGUGCCCCUACUCACUCCUGUCAUGGCGUCUGAGUUUGUGCUGCGGCUCGAUGUGA